Messenger RNA from Chiloscyllium plagiosum (whitespotted bambooshark), 2254 nucleotides. The record is from RefSeq and is a predicted model, not a curated record. Lineage: Eukaryota; Metazoa; Chordata; Chondrichthyes; Orectolobiformes; Hemiscylliidae.
GGUUAAGAGUCAACCAUAUCGUUGUGGAUCUGGAGUCACAAUUAGGACAAACAAGACCAGUGCCAGUGUAAUCGACACCUCGGUGUUUUUAUCGACACUUGAGACUUCAGAUUUCAAACUAGAAGCUGCGACAGUGUCUUCCUGAAGCUUUCAGAUUGGCGAAAAUCAUUUGCUGUGAUGACAGUUCAUUUCUGUGGUGAAACAUGGAGGAGUGGGCAAUAUAGGAGAAACAAGACGUCUGGGAAAUAAUUUCUCCAAGAGACAGACCAAAGAUGAUGAGAAUGCAGCUUUUGGGGAAAAUCCUUCUUCUCUCUCUGUAUUUGGAGAACCAGCGAACUUCAACUCUGAGAGCUACGGGAAAAUGGAUCAAACUGGACAUGGCAAAGAAUUCGGCCGCUUAUAUAUUCACCCAGGAAGACACCACCGACCAGGCAGCAAUUGAUUAUAUCAGAAAGGAAUGGCAAGACCGAAGCGAUUUUCUCGAAGUAUGAGAACGUGCAAACAGAAGCUUGGGGCAAAAUUGCAUUAUGCCAGCAGGAUUGCGCAGGGAGCAUUUGAUGGCUAUUAACGCUUACACUCAAGAAUCCAGUUUAUAUGAGGAAUUUAAUGCAGCCACCAGAAAGUAUGGAGCAAGCGACACCAUCUAUCAAACGAACUUCCAUUUCAAAAGUUUCCAUUAUCUCUUCUCUGUAGCACUAGCUAAGUUUCAGCAAAAACAGCACAUCACCUUCAGGGGAGUUCGGAUCCUAUUCAACGCCACAAAGGGAGAGGACGUCCGCCUGGGCCAGUUUUCUUCAACCUCGUUAAUGCGUUCAAUAGCCAUUAGCUUCAUGAACAGUAGGUCGGAUGCCAACACGCUAUUCGAAAUAAGGACCAAACUAGGAGUGCUCAUCUGGGAAUUUUCGGAUAUGGAACAUGAAGAAGAAGUCGUCAUUCCACCCACCGAGGUCUUUGAAGUUGAAAACAUGCCGGAGUGGGAAAAGCAAGGCAGUAAGAAGUGGAUCAAGAUUAUACUUGCUUCGAGGGGAAGCAAGGGUAUCAGGAUGACAGUUGACACGCAACUGCUCCAAACGCAACUGCUCCAAACUUGGUCAGCUCUUACGAGGCAGAAAACCUUCCUGGCUCAGCAAUAAGAGGCUGAUAGCUAACUGUUUAUAAAUGUUUGAUAAUAGAUAGUGCAUGGCGCAUAUGGAUGGUAUAUAUUUCAACUUUUAAAGUACAUUAUUGGUUAACAAUUCUCGCAAUCAUUAGUGCAUGGCAUGUAACUGAUAAAAGUGCAUCAUUUUUUAUAUUGCAUGCUUGAUUAUCAAUGCUUAAUCAUAGUGCAUAUUAUAUGACUGAUAUAACAUGCUCCAUGUUUCAUAUAAGAUAUUUGAGUAACAAUGCGUGAUGAUAGAAAGUGCUCGUUAUUGAACUGAUAGUGCAUUCUUCGUGCUUUACAUUAUAUUAUUGAUUAUCGAUGUUUGAUAAAUGUGCCGGUCAUGUAAUUGAUGAUACAUGCUUGAGUUUUUUUUAUAUGCUUGAUAAUCAAUGUUCGCUAAUCGAUAGUGUAUGAUAUAUAACUAAGAAUGCGUGCUUUAUGUUUUCUAUAAAAUACUUUAUUAUCAAUGGCUGAUAAUAGAUUGUGCAUAAUAGAUAAAUGGUAGUGUCUUCUUCAUGUUUUAUAUUACAUGCUUAAUUAUCAAUGCUCAUUAAUGGAUAUGCCUGGUAAAUAACCAAAAGAACAUGAUUUAUGUUUUAUGCAACAUACUUGACAACAGACAGAGCAUGGUAUUUAAAUUGUCAUGCUUGAUUAUCAAUGUUUGAUAACAGAUAAUGCUUGGCAUAGACCUAUAAGUGCGCAAUUUCAACUUUGCAUUAUAUGCUUGAUAAUGAAUACUCGCUAAUCCACAUAACGUGGCAUACAACUGAUAGAGCACCAUUCAUAUUCUGCAUAACAUAAUUGAUUAUCAGUGCUUGAUAAUCGUGCAUGAUAUACAACUGGCCUUGCAUGCAUCAUUUUUUAUAUAGUGUACUUGAUUACCAAUGCUUGCUCAUAAAAUGUGCAUGGUUAUAUAUGCUACUGCAUACGUUAUGCUUUAUCCUUUAUGCCUGGUUAUCAAUUCUGGCUAAUUGGUAGUAUGUGGUACAUAAUUAACAGAAAAUGGUACAUGUGUUAUAUAGCAUACUUGAUUAUCGAUGCUUGAUAACUGUGGGUGACACGGUGGCACAGUGGUUAGCUGUCUCACAGCGCCAGAGACCCAGGUUCAAUUCC